Messenger RNA from Monopterus albus (swamp eel), 1237 nucleotides. RefSeq names its product RNA binding motif protein 48 (gene rbm48). Gene Ontology annotation, cellular component: nucleoplasm. The transcript has 5 exons. The coding region runs from base 37 to 1140 and encodes 367 amino acids. NCBI's taxonomy places the organism in Eukaryota, Metazoa, Chordata, Actinopteri, Synbranchiformes, Synbranchidae. Gene Ontology annotation, molecular function: nucleic acid binding. The record is from RefSeq and is a predicted model, not a curated record.
UGAUAGGGACUUAUUUUGAAGUGUGUCAAGCGGAAAAUGGUUUCCAAAAACAUGGAGGCUCCUGUCGGUAACAGUUCAGGUUGUUGGAACGUUCCAGAGGUUUAUAAACACCACGAACAGCGAAAAGUAUGCAUUUCUCGACCAAAGUAUAGGGAGGGAAGGAAAGCGAAAGCAGUUAAGGUGUACACGAUCAACUUAGAGUCCCGUUACCUCAUGGUCCAAGGGGUCCCUGCCAUUGGAGUGAUGACAGAGUUGAUCCAGCUGUGUGCCCUGUAUGGAGCCGUGGAGGAGUACAGACCCCUGGAUGAGUAUCCUGCUGAGGAGUUCACAGAGGUCUACCUUGUCAAGUUCCAGAAACUCACAAGUGCAAGAGCAGCCAAACGACACAUGGAUGAGAAGAGUUUUUAUGGUGGCGUGUUGCAUGUGUGCUAUGUCCCAGAAUAUGAGACUGUGGAAGACACCAGGCUAAAGCUACAGGACCGGAGAAGCUACAUAAUAAGGGCUGCUCGGAGUAAAGCAAGAGAAAAUGAACAAAAAGAGGGAACAAAUAAGGAACCCACAGCAUCAGGUACAGCCACGACAUCAGAGAGGAUCAUCACCAGACAAGUCAACACAGUUGACAGUGGUAACACAUCGGGGACUGCAAACAUAAGUCCUUAUUCAAGCUUUCCUCUAUUGCCAUUACCGCCACGAGAGCAUCAUUACUAUGGACGUAAAAAUGAACAUAUGAAUAUACUAACAGAGGACAAAAUGGGGACAUUACAUACUGCUAUAAUCAAUACACAACAGCAACCAGGGCAAAGUUCAAGCUCCAGUCAAAGCUCUUCAGGCAUAAAUGGAGGCACAGAGCACACACUGACUCUAAAUCAGGCUUCCACAGUAAGAUUUGUUCCAAGGUCCACAAACUUGGAGAACAGGAAACGCAAAAUGGAAGAGGCUGCAGGGCACUCACUAACUGAUGUUUCUGGAAAAAAUGAACUUUUGAUUGGGCCAAAACUACCUGAAACACCUAAACUAGAUAUGGAGGAUGAGUCAUUGAACACAACUGUCAGCCUGAUCAGGAACACACUGAAACAGGUGGAAUCCAUUUCUGACAUCAAACCAGUGGAGAAAAAGAAGAAACCACGUCGCCGGAUUUAAUUACACCAUCUGUCUUGUUUAGACUUUUUACAGAAAUUGUUGAUACUAUAGAAAACAGUUUCAUGAUUUCUAUUUCUGAUGGCAGCUCAUUUUAUUU